AUGGGUUCCCAUUCCCUACACAUCAAUCGUCGCCAGAGCCAUCUGAAAUGGUCCAACGCCAUCACCCCCGUGCUGAAGGUCGACUCCGGCGCCGUGGUGACAUUCGACGCCCUUGACGCUAGCAACGGGCAGGUCUCAACAUCAACAUCUGCCGAGGACGUUUCCAACUUCGACAUCAACCUCGCAGAUCCUGUGUACGGUCCCGUGUACGUCAAUGGAGCCGAGCCUGGGGAUGCGUUGGAAGUGGAGAUCUUGGACCUCAAAACGGCAGACUGGGGUUGGACGGCGGUCAUGCCUGGCUUUGGCCUGCUAGCCGAUGAGUUUCGAGAGCCUCAGAUCAAGAUCUGGGACCUACCCGCCGACAAGCCCUACGCCGUGUUCAAAGAAGGCAUCAGGAUCCCGCUUCGGCCAUUCCUUGGUGAAAUGGGCGUCGCUCCCGAAGCAGACGGCGAGUUCUCGACCAUCCCGCCUCUCAUCACAGGGGGCAAUAUCGACUGUCGCCACUUGACUGUAGGGUCGAAGCUCUUCCUCCCCGUCAAGACGCCCGGCGCGCUGUUCAGUUGCGGCGAUGGUCAUGCGGCGCAAGGGGACGGGGAAGUCUGCGGUACUGCUAUCGAGACGUCAAUGCACGCGACUCUUCGCUUGACAGUACGAAAGAACCACGACUGGGUCGCCUCGCCGCAUUACUUCGCCGCACCUCUGGCUCCCAUUGCUGGCUUCGAGGAUCGUGGCUCUUACGCGGCCUUGGGCAUCAAUUCCGACCUGCUGGAGGCGACGCGGGACGCUCUUCGGGGUAUCAUCAAUUACCUCACAGCCACGCGGGGUUUGACACGGACGGAGGCCUACAUGCUCGCAUCCAUUGCCGUGGAUCUCAAGCUGGCAGAGGUGGUCGAUAUGCCUAAUUUUGGUGUUGCAGCGACUCUACCACUGAAUAUAUUCCAGGGCGAGUGA
Messenger RNA from Cladophialophora yegresii CBS 114405, 951 nucleotides. RefSeq lists its product as uncharacterized. Gene Ontology annotation, molecular function: hydrolase activity, acting on carbon-nitrogen (but not peptide) bonds, in linear amides. The transcript has a single exon. The coding region runs from base 1 to 951 and encodes 316 amino acids. NCBI's taxonomy places the organism in Eukaryota, Fungi, Ascomycota, Eurotiomycetes, Chaetothyriales, Herpotrichiellaceae. The record is from RefSeq and is a predicted model, not a curated record.